AUUGUUUUGCUGUAGUUAAUUGGAGUGCGCAUCAUGUCCGAUCGAGAGAGGAGCCGCUCGAGAACUCGUAACGGAUCUAGGGAGCCGGCACCGAAGCCCACAGCCAUGUCUCGUGGACACAGCCGAAGCCGGUCGCGAACGCCGCCCCCGCCAAAAACAUCUAGCAGGAAAUAUAGAAGCCCGACGCGGUCGCGGUCGGGGUCCGCGCGGCGCGGUUACCGCUCGCGGUACUCCCGCUCCCGCUCGCGCUCAUACUCGCCGCGCGGCUCCUACCGCCGCUCACACUCGCACAGUCCCAUGUCCUCGCGACGGAGGCAUCUUGGUGACAGGGUGAGUUCCACCUAUGAGAAUCCAACUCCAUCAAGGUGUCUUGGUGUAUUUGGUUUGAGUCUUUACACAACUGAACAGCAGAUAAACCACAUCUUCUCUAAAUAUGGGCCAGUUGACAAAGUACAAGUUGUUAUUGAUGCCAAGACGGGUCGCUCCCGCGGCUUCUGCUUCGUCUACUACGAGAACCAAGAGGACGCGAAGGUUGCCAAGAACGAGUGCACGGGCAUGGAGAUAGACGGGCGCCGCAUCCGCGUCGACUUCUCCAUCACGCAGCGCGCGCACACGCCCACGCCCGGCAUCUACAUGGGCAAGCCCACCGUCAGUAGCAGAGGCGACAACGGAUACGAUCGUCGAGGGCGAGGAGACAGAGACGACUACUACUACCGCGGCGGUGGCGGCGGCGGGUACCGCGAGCGCGACUACUACCGCUACCGGCACCGCUCGCCGUCGCCGCACUACCGCCGCAGCCGCCGCUACGAGCGAGAGCGCUCCUACUCCCCGCGUAAGUCUUACUACCACCCCGAGCGGUAGACGUGUCAUCCCAUCCUAUCCUAUCAAACAUUCUUUCCUAAUACUUAUUCCUUUAUUCCUAGCAUACCAUAAGUCUUACUGCCACCCCGAGUGGUAGACGUGGCCGUCCUAUAAUCUCAUAUAUCCUGACAUCCUAUCAUAUCCCAUACCAUAUGUCUUUCUACCACCCCAAAGGUAAACAUGCCCGUCGUAUCCUUUCAUCCAUCCUGACAUCCUAUCAUAUCAUACCAUGUCUUUCUACCACCCCAAAAGUAGACAUGCCCUUCCUAUCCUGUCACACAUCCUAACAUCUUAGCAUACCAUACCAUAAAUCUUACUACCACCCC
Molecule: messenger RNA, 1187 nt
Organism: Chilo suppressalis (striped riceborer)
Lineage: Eukaryota; Metazoa; Arthropoda; Insecta; Lepidoptera; Crambidae
Source: the annotation of a GenBank genome assembly